GUGCAAGUCCUCCGUUUUUGUCAAUUGACAACGUUGCAAAUGGUUCUUGUUCAAAUAAAUCCUUGAAUUGCUUGAAUAUUAACGAACGGAUAGUUAAAGAUUCUACCCAAAAAGUACCUUAAACUGCUCUUUGAAAUAAAAAGUUUUUUCAAGAAGUACGCGCUGACAUUACCACUCCCAGAGUCAUUGUCACAAUGGAGACAAACAUUUCAUUAUCUCGACUGAAAGAGCCGGAAUUUUUUCCAGAGUUUUGGAAGACAAUAAUGACAGAGGUAGUAGCCUUUGUUGAUGUUCGAACAGGUUCAGACAACAGAUCAAAAAGUAUUGCAAAUGAAAUGGAGAGAAUGGGUGCUACAGUUGUACAACAUUUUUCCAAGAAAGUGACUCAUGUGAUAUUUAAAGACGGCUCAAAACCCAUCUAUGAUAAAGCAAAAGCUUUAGGCAUCCCGAUCGUGUCCUAUUUAUGGGUUGUUGCAUGCAAAGAAAAGGGAGAAAUGGUUUCCACCGAAGAACAUGCAGCCAUUAAUUCACAAGACUAUGAUUCUGAGUUCUUCAAAUGGAGGAAAGUUAAAUCAAUGCAGCCAAAGGAACUUGAUGAAGAACUACAAAUGGCAGAAAAGCGUCUUGACAGAAGAAGAAAGAAAUUUAGACAAAGUUUGUUGCUUUGUGGUGAAAGUAGUGAGGAGCCUCUCCUACAUUUCACACCUAUUGCUGAAAGAAAAUCAAUAAUUGAUACCUUGAUUGAGAGUUCACCUGCUUGCCAAGAAAGGAUUCAGCAACAACUAGCUUCCGGAAAAACGUGUGACGACGUAUUCACUGUAAAUGAGAAAGAAGAAGAAGAUUUUGACACAUUUUUUGACACUCCUCUAAUGAUCAAAUUUAUUAGCAAGAACUACUAUUCUCCUAUGGACCCAACCCCUUCGUCUAUCAGAAAAAUAUUAGCUAAUGUCCGACAGACUUCAGCAAAAACUGCUACGACACCUAGCAUGAGCAAUCAUCAAAGAAAAGGAGACGUUAGUUCAGGAAAAACGUCCCCUGACAAAGUGGUUCACGUAACCUUACCUGGAUCUCCAUUGGGCAUAAUAAACAAAACUACUGAAAACAGCAACAAGCGAAAGACAUGCUCCAGCAUGUCUUCAACAGCGAAAAGGCGCAAAGAAAACGCCGAGCAUGUUGUAGAGAAACUUCCUCGGCGGAAGUUGCUUUUCCAGCCCACAAAGCUACAUCUGCCGCAGGAUCCCCUCGUUGCUUUAACUCCCGACGAAAGUCCAAAGAAGGAGAAGAAAAAUCACCCUUGCUUUUCCCAAGUUGGAAUAAAUGUUAAAUCCCACUUCAUUCCAUAUUCUGCUAGCGGUAAAUUGAGUCCUAGAAGUGGCACAUCCCCCCGGCGUGACAGUUUAGCCGAUUUCAAACGGUCAAUUCCGAAAAAACGAAACGACCAAAGACUAUCUAGCGCUACGCUAGUAUGCACAAGCCUACAUUCGGAGCCUAUAAAGAUAGUAGAAAAAGCUAUCGAACAAAUGAAAAGAUUCAAGUUAAUAGACACAGUCGAUGAUACAACCACUCAUGUAAUAUGCGGAGAUUCACGUAGAACUUUAAAUGUUAUGCGUGGCGUUGUACGUGGUGCCAAAAUCGUGACAUUUAACUGGAUAACUGAUUCGAUGGCCAGCGGUAAAUUUUUAAAUGAAGAUGACUACCAAAUCGAGAGAUUCUCCAAUGCCGCUUCGCUGUACCGUGGGAAAAACAAGUGCCUCUUUGGGGACUAUGAAGCCAUUUUCGUCAGUUCAAAGUCGCCAAUUCCCUCUCCAGAUCUGUGCGAUAUGAUCCAAUGUGCUGGCGGAAACUUGACAAGUGUCUCGAAAAAAGCCUCCCUCAUUGUUGGUCAGUUGAAACCGGAGGCUAACGUUCCUUGCGUUGCUAGCAUUUGGAUAUUAGAUUGUAUUGAAAAAGGGGUGAUCCUUCCCUUGACUGAUUACCUCAUGAAAAGGCUCUAGUUUUGUCCGUGAUAUAAGAAAAUUCCUCGAUCGUCGAAAAAGGCUGAUGCAUGUGAAACCAACUCAGUUCAUUGUGUUUUGUGCCCAAUCCCCGGCAAGCCUGAAAACAAAUACAAAAAAUUCCAAAAUUUA
Molecule: messenger RNA, 2126 nt
Organism: Daphnia magna
Lineage: Eukaryota; Metazoa; Arthropoda; Branchiopoda; Diplostraca; Daphniidae
Product: microcephalin
Exons: 8
Coding region: 195-1994 (599 amino acids)
Biological process (GO): mitotic cell cycle
Source: RefSeq, a predicted model, not a curated record